AUGUCCGUCACCCUGCACACAACCAAGGGCGACAUCAAGCUCGAGCUGUUCUGCGAGGCCACGCCCAAGACAGCCGAGAACUUCCUCGCCCUGUGCGCCUCGCACGCCUACCACGCCUCGCCCUUCCACCGCCUGAUCCCCGGCUUCAUCCUCCAGGCCGGCAGUCCCGCCUCGGACCCCAAAUCAAAAGCCAGCCCCUCCAUCUUCAACCACGGCGGCCUGUUCGAGGACGAGUUCUCCCCCGCCCUCCGCCACAAUGCGCGCGGCAUACUCAGCAUGGCCAACAAAGGCCCCAACAGCAACGGCAGCCAGUUCUUCAUCACCUUUGCGCCCGCCCCGCACCUCGACGGCAAGAACACCGUCUUUGGCAAGGUCCUCGACGGCUGGGAGGUCCUGGACGAGAUGGAGAAGGUGCCGGUUGAUAAGAAAUCGAGGCCCCAGGAGAAGAUGCUCAUUGACCGCGUCACCGUGCAUGCGAAUCCCCUGGCUGGGUGA
Molecule: messenger RNA, 495 nt
Organism: Ascochyta rabiei
Lineage: Eukaryota; Fungi; Ascomycota; Dothideomycetes; Pleosporales; Didymellaceae
Product: Peptidylprolyl isomerase
Exons: 2
Coding region: 1-495 (164 amino acids)
Biological process (GO): protein folding; protein peptidyl-prolyl isomerization
Cellular component (GO): catalytic step 2 spliceosome
Molecular function (GO): peptidyl-prolyl cis-trans isomerase activity
Source: RefSeq, a predicted model, not a curated record